UUGAAUCAUUCUGCUACUGCUGUAUACUUGAACCAGUGAUGUGAAUUUCUACUAUAUCAUGCCCUCUGGCAUUUAUAAGGCAUCUGUCUGACGGCUCCCUUUGUACCUUGUUACUGGAGCAGUGCAGCGGAAGGUUUGGAACAUUUAUAGGGUUGUUUUGAAAGGGGAUCGAAUGAGCCGUGUGUGUAUUGUGGUCUUAGAGGAGGUGGAAGAGGAUCCCUCCACUUCUGUUUCGAAAGUUCCUCUGGACAGUUUUCUACCUGCAUCACAUUUACGUACUCGGGAUGUAAAGCCACCACUGGUGCAAGCUAUAUUUAAUGUGGAUCCUGAUGAAGUUCGAUCCCUUAUAUUCAAGAAAGAAGAUGUAAAUGUACAGGAUAAUGAAAAGAGAACCCCCCUACAUGCCGCAGCCUAUCUAGGAGAUGCAGAAAUUAUUGAACUCCUUAUUUUGUCAGGCGCUAGAGUUAAUGCCAAAGACAGCAAAUGGUUGACUCCUCUACACAGGGCAGUUGCUUCUUGCAGUGAGGAUGCGGUUCAGGUGUUGCUGAAACACUCGGCUGAUGUCAAUGCCCGUGAUAAGAACUGGCAAACCCCUUUGCACAUAGCUGCUGCAAACAAAGCUGUGAAGUGUGCAGAGGCUUUGGUGCCUCUUCUCAGCAAUGUCAAUGUCUCAGACCGAGCAGGGAGGACUGCGUUACACCAUGCUGCCUUCAGUGGUCAUGUGGAGAUGGUGAAGUUGCUACUGUCGAGAGGUGCCAACAUUAAUGCCUUUGACAAGAAAGACCGUCGUGCUCUUCAUUGGGCAGCUUAUAUGGGCCACAUUGAAGUUGUUAAGCUCCUUGUGUCUCAUGGAGCUGAAGUGACCUGCAAAGACAAGAAAGCCUACACACCGCUUCACGCUGCAGCCUCCAGUGGGAUGAUUAGUGUUGUCAAAUAUCUUUUGGACCUUGGUGUUGAUAUUAAUGAACCAAAUGCCUAUGGAAACACGCCACUUCACGUGGCAUGCUACAACGGCCAGGAUGUGGUAGUGAAUGAACUUAUUGAAUGCGGGGCUAAUGUCAACCAAGUGAAUGAAAAAGGUUUUGCUCCUUUGCACUUUGCUGCAGCAUCUAGACAUGGAGCACUGUGCUUAGAACUUAUCGUCUGCAAUGGUGCAGAUGUUAAUAUCAAGAGUAAGGAUGGGAAAACACCAUUACACAUGACAGCAAUUCAUGGCAGAUUCUCCAGGUCACAGACCAUUAUUCAGAAUGGAGCGGAGAUUGACUGUGAAGAUAAGAAUGGCAAUACUCCUUUGCACAUAGCAGCUCGAUAUGGCCACGAGCUCCUUAUAAACACUCUAAUCGCCAGCGGAGCUGACACUGCGAAGCGGGGUAUCCACGGAAUGUUUCCGCUACAUCUAGCAGCACUUAGCGGCUUUUCAGACUGCUGUAGGAAGCUUCUUUCCUCUGGAUUUGACAUCGACACCCCAGACGAUUUUGGGAGAACCUGUUUACAUGCCGCUGCCGCUGGAGGGAACUUGGAAUGUUUGAAUCUUUUGCUCAACACUGGGGCAGACUUCAACAAAAAGGACAAGUUCGGAAGGACUCCUCUACAUUAUGCUGCUGCCAACUGCAACUACCAGUGCCUGUUUGCCCUUGUGGGAUCUGGAGCCAGUGUUAACGACCUUGAUGAGAGAGGCUGCACACCACUGCAUUAUGCAGCUGCAUCAGACACGGAUGGAAAAUGCCUGGAGUAUUUACUCCGGAAUGAUGCAAAUCCAGGGAUUCGAGAUAAGCAGGGUUAUAAUGCUGUGCAUUAUGCAGCUGCUUCUGGCCAUCGGUUGUGUCUUGAGCUGAUUGCAAGUGAAACGCCUCUAGAUGUGUUAAUGGAAACUUCAGGUGCAGACAUGUUGAAUGACUCGGAUACCAGAGCACCAAUUAGUCCUUUGCACUUAGCUGCCUACCAUGGUCAUCACCAAGCCUUGGAGGUGCUUGUCCAGUCCUUGCUGGAUCUGGAUGUCAGAAACAGCAAUGGGCGGACACCCCUGGACCUUGCUGCUUUCAAGGGACACGUGGAGUGUGUGGAUGUGCUGAUUAAUCAGGGAGCCUCCAUCCUAGUAAAAGACUAUGCCUUGAAGAGGACACCUAUUCAUGCUGCAGCUACGAAUGGCCAUUCAGAAUGCUUGCGGCUGCUAAUAGGCAAUGCAGACCUUCAGACUGCUGUUGACAUUCAAGAUGGAAAUGGACAAACACCCUUGAUGUUGUCGGUUCUAAAUGGCCAUACAGAUUGUGUUUAUUCACUCCUUAACAAGGGAGCAAAUGUGGAUGCCAAAGACAAGUGGGGGAGGACAGCACUGCACAGAGGGGCUGUGACUGGUCAUGAAGAAAGCGUGGAGGCUCUGCUGCAGCACAGUGCUGGCUUCCUAACCCGGGACUGCAAGGGCAGAACCCCUGUGCACUUAGCAGCUGCCUGUGGCCACAUCGGCGUGCUGGGCGGACUGCUGCAAGCUGCACAAUCCAUGGAGAUCCUUCCCAUUGUAACAGAUAAUCGUGGCUACACACCACUGCACUGGGCCUGUUACAAUGGGCAUGACACCUGUGUAGAACUUCUCCUGGAACAGGAGGUUUUCCAGAAGAUGGAUGGCAAUUCUUUCAGCCCAUUGCACUGUGCUGUGAUAAAUGACAAUGAAGGCGCAGCUGAAAUGCUAAUAGAUGCACUGGGUGCUAAAAUUGUCAACUGUACAGAUUCUAAAAUAAGGACUCCUCUUCAUGCUGCAGCCUAUACAGACCAUGUUGAAUGUUUGCAGCUGUUGCUCAGUCACCACGCUCAAGUAAAUGCAGUUGAUUCAUCUGGAAAAACUCCAUUAAUGAUGGCAGCCGAAAAUGGGCAGACCAAUGCCGUUGAAGUUUUGGUGAGCAGCGCAAAGGCAGACCUUAACUUGCAAGAUGCUAACAAAAACACAGCUCUUCACUUGGCUUGUAGCAAGGGCCAUGAAACCAGUGCCUUGUUAAUAUUAGAGAAGAUACUCGAUCGGAACCUCAUCAACUCAACCAACACAGCUUUGCAAACGCCCUUGCAUGUGGCUGCCCGCCAUGGUCUGACUGUGGUAGUACAAGAACUUUUAGGAAAAGGCGCUAGUGUUCUUGCUGUAGAUGAGAAUGGUUACACACCCGCCUUGGCAUGUGCCCCGAACAAAGACGUUGCUGACUGCCUCGCUCUUAUCUUGGCCACCAUGAUGCCUGUGUCUCCUAACACUACUUUGCCCACCCUUAGUUUUAAUGCCAUUAAUCACUUCACCAAUGCUUCCAAGACGGUCACCUUUGACUCGCUGCCCAUCUUGAGGAACGAACACAGCUCCUACUGCAGUUUCAACAACAUUGGAAGGGAGGACGGAUACCCUUACAAUGAAGACGAUGAACUCAAUGACUCAGACUCGGAGACCUAUUGAGCAUGCUCGAGAGGAAUCCGCUAUGAAUCCCUGUGUGAACGGCUGAGGAAUGAACUGAAGGAUAGCUUUGACUGUCCGAACCUGAAGAGCUCAAACAAGAUUUCAUUGGCUGGUAUUGUUGUUUCUUGAGUGACUAUCAGAUGAGCCUUACGUGUGUAAAAAUGGAAGGAUGCUGAGCUUCGGGUGGGUUUCUUUUUCAAAGCUGAUGGCAAAAAGAAAAGCCAAUUACUUUAUUAUUCUGUACCUUUUACUAUUUAAUUUGCAGUGCCAGAAGUCAUUACAGCAGCACUACAACUACUAAAAUAUGUGUUAUUUAGAAUGAAGCUACAUUUUAAAAUUUAAAAUGGGACUCUAAAUAUAAAACUCUGUUGUCGGCAAUAAACCAGUGUGGGAUAUUAGCACUUGAUCAGUAAGUUGCCAAAGGGACCAAAUACAGUAGUUAAACUUUUUUUUUAACCCACUGUGAGCAAGUAUAGAUUUCAAUUUAGUUACGUUUUAUUAAGAUUAAUUUCAUUUAUUAUAAUGGAAAGGCAACAAAGUCCUUCUUCAUCAUUUCUUUGCUAAGAGCGUAAAUCCAAAUGCAUACAGGAAAUACAAUAUAGAUGAGGAGAGUAACUUCUUUUUUUGAGACAACAUUUUAACAAAAUUGUCUUACUUUUCUAAUAUAUAAUAUCAAGACCAGCUAAUAUGGUACUGUCAGGGUUAUACGUGUUACACUAUAAAUAAACACCAAUUAGUCCGUUUUUGAAAUCCUUGUUUUAUUGUAAUGGGUUUUUCUUUUUUAUUUGAAAAUAAGCUUUUGGAAAGUUUGAGUGAGGUGGGUAAAACGCAUCAGAAUGAGCUCACUUGUUCAGUAUAAUGGCCCCACAUGUGCUUGAAUAAUAAAUGCAUUUUCAGUUAUGUUGUGCUAUAUCUCUGCAUUUUAUGGUCUGUGUUGGUCUUAGCAUUUUUUGUUUUGGUGCCUUCGUGUUUUUAAUAAUUGGGGUCAUUAGGUCUGGGAUGGCAGCCUAAGGACUGGCAAAUUUAAGGAACGCUACAUUACUUUAAAGACAUGGCCCUGAGAUUUAUUUCAAGUUUGACACUAAUUUUAUGUGGAAUAAAGAACACUGUAUAAAACCAAUGCCGGGAUUGCAUGGUUUUUAUCUUCUAUCUAAAAACAGAUACAGCUUGUUUUAUUUUGUUGUAUUUUUGUUGCUUGUCGUUUUAUUGCCAUUUUUAUGAAUUUUACAGGUGUUUCUUUUUACAUGCAAGAUGUUGCCUGUCUUGCAUGUGAACUUUCAACUUUCUUUUUAUUUUCACUGCAUUUUAAACUGGAACUCUGUACAGUAUAUCAGCUGGUUUUCUGAAAUAGAAGUGUGGAACGGGACAAUUUAAUCUGUUUAAUACAUUUUGUGAUUCUUUUUUGAAGAGAUGAAAUGAUAGCAUGUACAUAGGAAAUAGUGACUGCUUGGAUACUAUACCUACCUGCACUCUUUAAAUACAUCUCUGAGAUUCCUGUAUAUUUGAUGGAUUAUAAUAAAAUCCACAUGUGGGUUAUAUGUAA
Messenger RNA from Acipenser ruthenus (sterlet), 4970 nucleotides. Its product is annotated as serine/threonine-protein phosphatase 6 regulatory ankyrin repeat subunit A. NCBI's taxonomy places the organism in Eukaryota, Metazoa, Chordata, Actinopteri, Acipenseriformes, Acipenseridae. The record is from RefSeq and is a predicted model, not a curated record. The transcript is spliced from 28 exons. Gene Ontology annotation, cellular component: cytoplasm. Gene Ontology annotation, molecular function: protein binding. The coding region runs from base 173 to 3427 and encodes 1084 amino acids.